Messenger RNA from Exophiala dermatitidis NIH/UT8656, 4438 nucleotides. RefSeq lists its product as uncharacterized. NCBI's taxonomy places the organism in Eukaryota, Fungi, Ascomycota, Eurotiomycetes, Chaetothyriales, Herpotrichiellaceae. The transcript has a single exon. The record is from RefSeq and is a predicted model, not a curated record. The coding region runs from base 2877 to 4367 and encodes 496 amino acids.
CAUGGUCCGAUCCUCCGCCUCACAUGAUUCUUGGGGGACCUUGUGGUGAUUGGCAUGGUCCCGGUUUGAGGACCUUAAGGUGGCCGAAGUGACAUAUCGACGCACUUCAACCCCGGCCAUUUCCCCGUUCAUGCGACUGGCGACUGAGCUGCAACAUUAUUGUAUUGUCGACGACCAAGCAGUACACGCUGUGAAGCUCAAGUUGAUGUGACUGAGCAUUGCUGUUCUAUGGCAAAAUGCAGAAGAUUGAUUGGAGAUAGAAGAUGAGAAAUGGCACGGUGAUUACAUAAGUCGCAAACCAAUAUCACGUGAUAUCAACUAAGGUACAUAUAAAUCGAAACUAAUACAGAUCAGGACUAGUUUGGCACAACCGGAUAUCAACUUCAACGCCAUCAACAAUUCAACCCAAGUCAAAGUCAGCCUCGUGGUCAGUCAUUGUUUUUCUGCCACAGCCCAGCCGCCUCAGGGCCUUGCGGACGGCGGAUAGUCUUUAAAGUUGGCGUUCAGGGGAUCGCGAUCAAUCAUAAAUGCAAACCGGUUCUCGUUCGCCCUGAGAUAAGCCGGGAGAUCAGCUCGCGAGUCGACCUUCUCAUACCGCUCACUCUCGCGAUCGAAAAGAUCAAGGCCAUUGCGGACGCGGCGGACGAUUUCGGCCGGAUCCUUGAAUUCAGGCCGGUCGUAUUCGGUGUGAGAAAAGGAUCCGAUCUUGUUCGCCAUCUGCUCCACGGUCUCGAAGCAGCUGCUGCAAUGCCAUGACGAGUUCGAAAUGUCCCAAUCGCUCUCGCCCAUCCGGAGCUCUUCUGGACGGAUGGUCGCACUGCCAUGGUAGAACGUUGCUUGGGGAUGGCCCCAGUCUCCGUCCACGUGCUCCCACUGGAACGAAUAGUAGAAGAAGCGACUUCUCAGCGUGACGCGCUGGGGGUAUUCGCAAUUGCGAAGCAAGGUGAUGGUGGAAGGGCGUGGUAUCUCGUCCGUGUCCGACACCAGAAUCACGUCGCCCAAGGCAGGUGCUUGAGCGCCAAUCAGACUCGGGAACACGGCGUCGAACAGCGAGUUCCGCUGGUGGGCUUCACGCUCCCACGUCGAGCUGUCCUCCAUCCCAUCAAAGUCGACUACCCGGUAGAUGAUCUGGUGAGCAAAGCGUGCGAAUCGCUCAAAGUUGGCUUUGAAGUGCAAAGGCUUGGGCAGGUUCGUGAAUGUCCGGGGUGAUUCCACAAUGACAAAAUAGUCCACAUGCUGGUGAAGCUCGUUCAGGCGAAUCUCUAGCCAGUCCAGCUCGGUCCCGAUCAGAAACAAAUCAUACACUUUGCGGUGCCGGUCCCGCCUGGGGAAGACGGUGAAGUUCUGGGUGGCACACAGCUCGGCCGCUUUCUCGACCGGGAGAAAGCUCGCCUUGUGGUGGUCGCUCGGCCAGACCACAUUGAGUCCUGCGGUCGCCGACUCGACUCGAUCCCCUCGUAUCCUUCUCAAUUGAGUGACUUGCAGGAGACAGAACAGGCUGACAGCGACAAUGACAAGUCGGCGCAAGUACCUUUUGGAGGCCGAUCUCAACUGUCGAGGGAAUGAGCCCCCGGGUGGACUUUGAGGCCCUCGGUCAAAGCCCUUUUCGUCCGGCAGAGGCACCAACCUUACAGGCAUGGCGUCUCAUACAAAAUGAUCCGCACAAAGGCGAGGAUAUUCGACACCUUCAAGGUGGUAAAAGCAAAAUGCCGCCGACCCCAGGUGGGAGGAGCAAAAUGCUAAUGAUGGGGGAGGGACGAGCGAGGAAAGACUCGACUACAGGGGGGAGAACAGACAACUCGGACAAAGGGUUGCAACGAGUAUGGCACCAAGAGCCGGGGCAAGCGUCGGCACGGAUUGGUAAGAGAGAACGAGGGGCGAGAGAGGAUGUAUUGGGGGUGGUGGUGUGCAGUAUCAGACCCCGUCUGCCAUUCCCCCUCCAUUUCCAGGCUUGUUCUCUGGUCUCUCCCCCAUGCAGCCGCUCCAGACAUAGCUUCAGCUUCAGCUUGCUCUACCGCGAACACUCUUGGGCUUCAGUCCUUGGGUUCCGGCAGUUGCAUUGCUUUCCGUCCCCGACUAUCCCCCGACUCUUCGAUGCCUCUCCGACGCGGCUCGCUUCCGAGCACCACAAGAAUGCAAGUUGAGUUUUGAGAAAAAAAAAACUCCACUGCAGUCUAUGUCCACCGCAGUGUGCCGCUCAGCUCAGCCUCUGACUUCACAGAGCCGCAGUGACUUGACGAUGGGCUGAAAAGACCACCACGGGAAUCGUGCAGCGGUAUGGGUUGGACAGUGGACCGGUGAUCGUGGACCCGCACGCAGGUCCGAAUAUGUCCAGUCCAUAUGUCCCGACUCCUAGCGCACAAGAACCAGAAUGGCAUUGAUAAGCGAGAAUCCGUGAAAAAGGAAACACGAUUGGGGGCACACGGCCCAGUUUGGCGUCAGGUACGGACGAUCAGCGCGAGAAUAUUCUCGUGGCACGGCAUGACACGGCAUGGCAGGGCACCCGCCCUCGAGGGCCCUCAAAGGGUGGUAUUUACUAAAGAAUAGUAGUCUCCGAAGACUAAAUUGAGGCUGGUGGACCGCGGAACUCUCUCAAGUUUGGGAUCUUUUCACGUCAAGAUCGUGGUCUGUGCGUUGUUUGUAAUGACAUUGAAACAAAACAUGAACCAGAACCUAAAUCGGUAACGAGUCCCGAUACGGCCGGCUCCACUUUUUGGGCGAGGCUGCCGCCCCCGUCCCCCGCCAGCCUUGCGGAGGAUCCCAUCGGACAAACCUCAUAGUUGUACAAUGUUAUCUCACACCUCGUGGCCCUGAUUCUGACCCUGGUUUACUGUGAUUGAUGUGAAGUGCAACAACAUCCAUCACACCCAACCAUCAUGAGAUCAGUUUCAAGGCUGGUGUCCAUAGUCGGACUCAUCAUUCUCGGCUCUUCUCUCGUCUACUUGUUCCAGCAUGGCCCUGUUGUCCCAACCAGCCUAGACUCAGCCGACCUAUGGCAGAAUUUUGCCGAAGCAGCAACAUCAUACAGAAGAGGACCCGACGACGGCAACACCACUACCGUCGUGCAGUGUCAACAACAGAAACCAAACCUGAUCAUCAGCGCCAUUGACGGCUCCAGAUGGCAAGACCAAAUCUUCAUAUUCAUGCAAUCGCUCGAACUAGCACUCGCCCAAGAAUCUCUCUCUGCGCUGCGCAAAGCCAACUUACCCAAGUCAUCAUGGUCCUGUCCCCCGGCACCCGUGGAAGUCAAAAUCAUUGUCCCCCAAUCUCUCUUACAAGAGCUUCCCUCGGCAUUCCAGGCUCUUGCACAGCGAUAUCCGUCGCUAGAAUUCGUGGGCGCGUUACCCGAAAUCGCAGAUGUGGCAGUCGUUCUUCGCCGAUUUCAAGGCUGGGCGGAUCUCCUGACCAAGAAUAACAUUUCCAAUAAAUACGACAAGAUACUAGCGUGUGACUUGGACGUGGUCUUUCAGCGCAAUCCGUUCGCCAUGCCCAUGUCUUCUGGCAUCGAGAUUCUCUACUUUGCAGAAUGGCGCGGUUUGAAAAUCGGCCAAUGCUCAGUCCACAAAGCAUGGUUCGAACAGUGCGCCAGCACCGAAACUGGAAGUGGAGGGUAUAUCAGCCCCAAAGCGUCCGCGACAUACAUGUCCCGCGACCGCAUCUGCGCGGGCUCCGUGUACGGCACAGCCAGAGCAAUUACUGUUUACAUGACCACAAUGGCAAGUCAACUUCGUCGGUCUGGUUACAAAUGUAACGACCAGGCGAUGCAUAUCCACAUUUUCUACUCUGGUCUGUUAGAGUAUGAUUUGGAAUCUAAUGGGUAUGGGAGGGUGUCAUUGGUGCCUAAUGAAGAAGCGCUCUUUGGAAGUGUUGGAACAACGCCCAUGGUGACGUUUAAUGAGUGGGGAGAAAUUCUUAAUGAGAGGGGGCAGGUUCAAGUUGCUGUUCAUCAGUAUAAGACGCAUGCUGUGCUUUCGGAGAUUGUAAGGAGGAAGUAUGGGUGGAUGGCUGAAGUUGGGGGGCGAAAAGAUGCUUUGCCGCAGGUCGCGGGGCUGGAGAGGGUUGAAGGGACGGGGACGAAAAGCGCAGCUGAUUCUGGUUCUGGUUCGGAUUCGAGUUCGAGUUCUGUGUCUGGUUCUGGCACUGUUGGUGCGGGUGCUGGGACCCUCGAGGACCUCGAUCUGGCAGCGGUUUCUGACUUGAAACAUGUCAGACACGAUGACCAAGCCGAUGAUGGCAGUGGCCAGGCAUCAGUGUCUGAGUUUCCGGAAUAUCGCCUGAUUAAUGUCUCUUCGCAGACGUGUGGGAAACAGUCGGAUCUUUGUUCUUGCAAGUACGAGGAUUGUCAGGUCCAUUAUGAGUGGUACUAGUGUUGAAGAUUAAUGUAUAUAUUCAUGACAUUUGUACGAGAGAUUGGAAUUCGAUCUGAAUAUUUUCUGAA